Nicotiana tabacum (common tobacco) is the source of this 2007-nucleotide messenger RNA. Its product is annotated as pentatricopeptide repeat-containing protein At3g29230-like. The record is from RefSeq and is a predicted model, not a curated record. Gene Ontology annotation, biological process: RNA modification. NCBI's taxonomy places the organism in Eukaryota, Viridiplantae, Streptophyta, Magnoliopsida, Solanales, Solanaceae. Gene Ontology annotation, molecular function: protein binding; RNA binding.
AUGAAUCAAACUGUUUCUAAUCUCCUCCAAAGUUGCAAAACCCAAAAGAGUUUAAAAUCAAUCCACGCUCACUUAUUAGUAUGCGGAUCCAUUGCCUUAUCAGAUCUUGCUCUGAACAAAUUCAUUCGUCUUUAUUCACGCUUUGGUGCGACGGAUUAUGCUCGCAAGCUGUUCGAUGAAAUUACUGAACCAAACCCUUUUCUUUGGACUUCAAUGAUUCAUGGGUAUGUUGAAAAUUCUCAGCACAUUGAAGCUUUUUCUCUCUUCCGUGAUAUGCGUGACCGAGAUGUUGUGCCAUUGAAUUUCACUAUAUCGUCCAUACUCAAGGCGUUAGGACGGCUGAAAUGGUUGAGAUAUGGUGAGGGGAUGUUUGGGCUUAUCUGGAAAUGUGGGUGUGGCUUUGAUCUGCUGGUGCAAAAUGCUUUAAUUGACUGCUUUAUGAGAUGUGGGGAAGUUGAUUGUGCAAGACGACUAUUUGAUGGGAUGGAGGAAAAGGAUAUUAUUUCUUGGAACUCGAUGGUAUCAGGGUAUGUGAGUAAUGACAGAGUCGAAAUUGCCCGAGAGUUGUUUGAUGGCAUGGUUGAGAAAAAUGUGGUGUCUUGGACUAGUUUGGUAUGUGGCUAUGUUAGGAAGGGAGAUAUGGUAGAGGCAAGGAAUCUUUUUGAGGCUAUGCCUAGUAAGGAUUUGGCUGCUUGGAAUGUGAUGAUUUCAGGGUACGUGGAUAUUGGUGAUGUGCAGGCCGCGAGUUUUCUGUUUCAGGCCAUGCCUAUUCGUGAAACUGGAACAUGGAAUUUGAUGAUAUCAGGGUAUUGUAAGGUAGGCGAGCUAGAAAGAGCAAGGCACUACUUUGAACAAAUGCCCUGUAGGAAUGCGGCGUCAUGGACUAUGAUGAUAGAUGGCUAUGUUAAGUCUGGGAACUUGCAUGAAGCAAGGAGUUUAUUUGAUGAAAUGCCGGAGAGAAAUAUUAUUACAUGGUCUACCAUGAUCGGUGGCUAUGCUAAGCAUGGGAAGCCUUCUGCUGCUUUGGAAUUGUUCAAAAGCUUCAAAACGCAGAGUCUUGAGAUGGAUGGUACUUUUAUUUUGAGUAUUAUCUCAGCUUGCUCUCAAUUAGGGAUUGUAGAUGCAGCUGAGUCAAUUAUGAACAAUGAUGUGGAAUCCAGAUAUUUUUCUGAUACACGUGUUGUUAACAGUUUAAUAGACCUGUAUGCAAAAUGUGGAAAUAUUGAGAAAGCCUCGCAAGUGUUUGAAGUGGCAGAUAUGAAAGAUCUACAUUGUUAUAGUACAAUGAUUGCUGCAUUUGCUAAUCAUGGCUUAGUUGAAAAAGCAGUACAUUUGUUUGAGGAUAUGCAAAGAGAGAACAUAGAGCCUGAUGAAGUAAUUUUCCUCGGAGUUUUGAGUGCUUGCAACCAUGGAGGACUUAUUAAUGAAGGGAGGCGGUACUUCAAACAAAUGACUGAAGAAUUCAAAAUUCAGCCCACAGAGAAACAUUAUGCAUGCAUGGUUGAUAUCCUAGGUCGCGGUGGGUUCCUUGAGGAUGCCCAUGAGAUGAUAUUGAGCAUGCAUAUGGCGCCCACAUCGGCUGUUUGGGGUGCAAUGCUCGCAGCUUGCAAUGUUCACCGCAAUGUCCAGAUGGCUGAAAUUGCAGCGUCUGAGUUAUUCAAGAUAGAACCUGAAAAUUCCGGAAAUUACAUUCUCUUGUCCAACAUUUAUGCUGAUGCGGGGAGAUGGUGCGAUGUAGCUAGAGUAAGGGCAAUGAUUAGAGAGCAUCACAUCAGAAAAAACCGGGGAUCUAGUUGGAUUGAGUUGGAUUCUGCUGUGCAUGAGUUUGUAAUGGGAGAUGUGUCCCAUGUGGCUGCAGACAGGAUAUACUUCAUGCUGAGUCUGAUGAAUGAAGAUAUGAAGCUUUCAGGAUAUACCAAAGAUAAAGAUCGGAAUCCAAUUUCUACUUUGUACCCCUCAUUUCUAUCUCUUACAAGUGAUAUUGAAAUUGAUGAGCAACUGUUUUGA